UUAUUUAAUAUAACAUUUAUAUUAUUCAAUUACAAUGAAUAUGAACAAUAAAGUGAUCAUUUUGAAUAAAUUUAUUUUUAGGUAUAAUGAGAAAUGGUUUAAAAUUACAUCCUGAUGGAGAGCAUCUUGUUUAUCCAAUGGGGAAUAAAGUUACUGUGAAACAUGUAAAAACGGGUGAACAAUUCUUCUUUGCUGGUCAUAAAAAUUUCGUUUCUGCUUUAUGUAUUUCAUCUUCUGGCGAUUUAAUAGCUUCUGGUCAAGUAAAUCAUCAUGGUUUCAAGGCAAUGGUUAUAAUAUGGGAUUAUGUCAAUCGUAAAAUGAAAUUAAGCUAUGAAAUACACAAAGUUAGAGUUGAAGAUGUAUGUUUUACAGAAAAUGGGAAAUAUCUUAUUAGUCUUGGAGGAAGAGAUGACGGUCGUAUCAUAGUAUGGGAUAUUGAAAAUGAAACUCCACUUUGCAGUACUUCCAUUGGAAACGAAUCGUUUGGAAAUAUUACACUAAUUGCACGAACUAACGUUUGCCAAACUAGUUUUAUGACUGCUGGAGAUAAAACUUUGAAAUUAUGGCGUAUCGAUUUAGAAGAACGAAAAAUGUAUGGAACGGAUGUAAAAAUCGGAAAAAUGAAGCGUGAAAUUAAUUGUCUAGUUAUAAAUGAAACUGAUGAAUAUGUAUAUUGUGGAACGACAUCUGGUGACAUUAUAAAAGCAAGAUUAAAUAUUGAAAAAUCCAAAGAAAUAACUAAAUAUCCGGUAAUGAUUGGAUGUUAUUCAAAGAUACCGACGCAAAAAAGAAAAACAAAUUCACAAAAUGGAGAAAUAUACGCAGGAGGUGUAAAAAAUUUAUUGCUUUUAGAGAAAGAAAAAUUAAUUGUAGGUGCUGGCGAUGGAACGGUCGAAUUAAUUGAAAUAAUAAAAGAAUCAAAACUUACCGCAAAAAUAACAAAAGCAUUAGUCAUACCGGCUAUUAUGACAUAUUGCUCAAGAAAUGUAUGUGGUAUGGUGACAUCAAUGGUUCGGUAUAAAAAUGAAUUUAUAUUAGUAGGAACCGCUUUGUGUGAAAUUUAUGAAAUUGAAUUGUCAAGAUUUCAUAUGCGUUUGAUUGUGACUUGUCAUACGAAUUCAAUAUUCGACGUGGCAUUUCCACGCAAUUAUUCAGAAAUAUUUGCAACAACUAGUAAAAAUGACAUACGGGUAUGGAAAUUAAUUACCCAAAAAGAAUUGCUUCGAAUUUCUGUACCAAAUUUUAUUUGUUCUAGUAUAUGUUUCAAUUGUAAUGGUAAUUCUAUAAUAUCUGCUUGGAACGAUGGUGCAAUAAGAGGAUUCGCUUUGAAUGGCGGAAAACUGUUAUUCGAAAUUAAUGGCGCUCAUACAAAAUCUGUAUCAACAAUUACUAUUACAAACGAUGAUAGUAAACUUAUUAGUGGGGGCUGUGAUGGACAGGUGCGAAUAUGGGAUGCAAAAUCAGAAAUACGAUAUUUACUGCAAGUUUUAAAAGAACAUAGAGGACCAAUAACGUCAUUACAAGUUUCACCAGAUAAUGAGAGUUUAAUUAGUUCUAGCACUGAUGGCACAUGUAUAUUGUGGAAUUUGAGAAAUUUUACGAGGAAGUUUAUGUUGCGAGGAAAUACAAUGUACAUGGCAACGUGUUUUGUUCCUAACGGUGUUCAAAUUUUAACAUGUGGUACAGAUCGCAAAAUAGCUUAUUGGGAAACGUUGGAUGGUUCGUUAGUUCGGGAAAUUGAAGGUUCACUUACUGGAACGUUAAAUACUAUAAGUAUUAGUCACGAUGGACAAUAUUUUCUCACUGGAUCAGAUGAUUCCAUUAUCAAAUUAUGGGAAUAUCGUACCGCUAAUACUAUUCGUUUAAGUCUUGCACAUGCUGCCGCGGUUACUCGUUGUGUCUUUGCUCCAGAUGAUACAUUUAUUGUCACGGCAAGUGCAGACGGUGCUAUAAUGAUUUGGAAAUAUCCUUUUUCAGAAAAAUUAAUAAACAAAGAAUAACAUAAACAAUGACAAACUUUAAUAAUCAAUAGCAAAGAUAUCAUAAAUAUAAUUUGUAGAUCAUGUUGUAAAUAAGUUUCAUGUAAAUGACAAAUAUCUUUUUUCCAUUUUUUAAAUAUAUUCAUAAAAUCUAUAUAUCAGUUCAUAAUAA
This is a messenger RNA of Apis mellifera (honey bee), 2151 nucleotides long. RefSeq names its product cilia- and flagella-associated protein 52. The coding region runs from base 87 to 2000 and encodes 637 amino acids. Gene Ontology annotation, molecular function: protein binding. The record is from RefSeq and is a predicted model, not a curated record. Lineage: Eukaryota; Metazoa; Arthropoda; Insecta; Hymenoptera; Apidae. Gene Ontology annotation, biological process: cilium assembly. The transcript has 9 exons.